Monopterus albus (swamp eel) is the source of this 1781-nucleotide messenger RNA. RefSeq names its product ADP-ribosylation factor-like protein 4D. The transcript has 3 exons. The record is from RefSeq and is a predicted model, not a curated record. Bases 328 to 918 code for a protein of 196 amino acids. Gene Ontology annotation, molecular function: GTP binding; GTPase activity. Lineage: Eukaryota; Metazoa; Chordata; Actinopteri; Synbranchiformes; Synbranchidae.
CCGGCUCCAAAGGCUUUGGCGGACAGCCGGGAGAGCUCGAAACCUAAAUGUGCUGCAGCUUUCUGGACUGUCUUAAUAUAACAUUUUAAUGGGAAAUUCGUUGCAUUGGAAGACCAUUGACACGUUCUUGAGCGUGGAAGUGCUCACAGGUCCUUGGUGAGUGCUGUCCGUCUCCUAGUGUCCUCCACCAGCCUUUGAAGUGAGGCCAGACGUGUCAACUACAACCAAAAACACUCCUUCCUGUCCCUCUUACCACCUUCCCACCAAAGGAAGUAAAUUGGUGUUGUAAAUCCUUAGAGGAAUUAUUCCACUUUACAGGAGCUAAAUAUGGGAAACCAGUUAACAGAAAUAGCCCCCAACCUCCAGUCAUUGCAUGUAGUAGUGAUCGGUUUGGACUCUGCAGGGAAAACAUCCCUCCUCUACAGGCUCAAGCUGCGAGAGUUUGUUGAGACAAUCCCCACCAAGGGAUUCAACAUGGAGCGGAUUAAAGUCCCCGUGGUGAGCUCCAGAAUAAACACCACCACAUUCCAGGUGUGGGAUGUCGGCGGCCAGGACAAACUGAGGCCCCUCUGGAAGUCAUACACCAGGAGGACAGAUGGGCUGGUGUUCGUGGUGGAUGCGGUGGAGAUGGAGCGAAUGGAAGAGGCCAAAGUAGAGCUCCACCGGAUCACUCGGUCGCCGGAGAACCAAGGGGUGCCCUUGCUGGUUCUGGCAAACAAACAGGACUUGGAUGGAGCCAUGUCAGUUUCAGAGGUGGAGAAGGCGCUGGCCCUCCAUGAGCUGAGUUCAUCCACGCUGCACCACACGCAGGGUUGCUCGGCGCUGGAUGGUCAGGGUCUGCAGCCCGGCCUGGAGAAACUCUACGAGAUGAUCCUGAAGCGGAAGAAGAUGCUCCGACACAGCAAGAAGAAGAGAUGAGGUGGGGCGGAUGACAGAGGUUACAUCCUGAGCCUCUACUUGUCUGAGGAACUUCUCAGCGGGAAUAUGUCUGACAGUUUUGGAACUGCAAUGGGUGAAACCAGUGGGAAGCCUGACAGUCCUUCAGAUGAGUUGGGUUGUUUCCAACCAAGUUUAGCUCUGAAGUCUGUGCCCAGUGUGAACAUCAUCUUUCACCCUCUGGACAUGUGAGCAGACCUAACCUCAUGUGGGAUCGUUUGUCGAGCACCUUCCCUCUCCUCAACUCCCACCCUUUAAGGCGGAGAAACUUGCAUCUCUACACGGACAGUGGAGAGGGAACGACAGAGGAAGAACCAGUGCAAUAUAUGAUGAACACUCACUCACUCCAGCAUUGAAGGAUAUUUUGAACCACUAUUUGUACAGACCUGUAGUGACAGGAACAGUAACAGGAACUUGCAGACCUGGUCUGAGCCUAGUUCCUGUUCCUUUAACCAAAUUUCAUUGUUACAGAUUAUUAUAAAUAUUUAUGUUACAUGAUGUUCACCCAGAUAGCUGUGUGGAAAUAUUAAGCAACACUUUUGUCAAUCAAAAGAAGACGUGUAAUUAACCUGGGUUUGAAACUCUGCAGUGUUCUGUAACAGCGGGACAAUGAAGAUGUGCCACAAAUGUCACAUUUAGAUACUGACACACCAAGACUCCUGAUUCCAGCCGUGCAAGUUUAGAUUGUCUUUCACUCUUCACCAAAGUGGUAGGCUUGUCACAGUUUGGUGUAUUAGAGGGUUGUGACCAAGUGGUUGGUAAGUUUAAACAAGAGAUUUUUUACAUUGUGUACAUUGUUUUGUAAAACGUCAACAAAUAAAUUAUUGAGCAACUUUGGCAUUUUC